ACCCCCCCACUUUCCGCCCCUUUCUCGACACGGAGGCCUAUGCAAGCAAGCUUUACCCCCACCAAACGACACCGAGACCGUUUUAUCUUUCCAACUCGCAACAGUAGUCUCCCCCUCCUCCCUCUCUCUUUUCAGUUCAGCGCUUUUUUUUUUCCUACCGUGAAGUGAACUGCCGCCAUGUUCUUCUGAGCCAGUAUGACAGUCAGACGGGAGGAAGAGAGACAGGGACAUAGUCUGUGACUAAAACGAAGGUUUAACUCGGCUUUUCGGAGUAUGAGAGAGACAUUUUAACGCCACUGAACGUUUAGAACGGUGGAAGUUUUCCGUUUAUUUUUUUUUUGCAACAGAAGAGCCGUUCGGAUUUACAGAGAAAUCGGCGUGUCCGGAUGUUACAGCGCGAUAUAUUUUAUUUUCCUAUGGCGUAGGCACCUUUAUAUAAAGGCUGAUCUUUUUACACAUUUGGGGGUCGGAGGGUCGCCUCCGGUCGAAUCUAUAAGCACAUCCUAGUCUGUUUUUAAAAACCUUUUUUUUGUAACCGAAAAAAUACACGGAGUAAAUGUCUAAUUUGUGUGAAAUAGAAGAAAAACACAUUCCAACAUUCGUUCGUGACUCUGAAAGGAUGACUAUCGAUACUAACGGGAUUUAAUUGGUGUUUUGGACGUUUAAUUGAUUAUCAAAGACUCAUCAUUUGCCGUCUACGAGAUUUUAAAGACGACGAUAGGGGAAAUUCUAUUUCCUUCCUUGAAGCCCUACGGUGAGCGGAUUCCAAAGAUGACGGGCUCUACCCCGGCAGACAUGAUUAACCUGCGUCUCAUCCUGGUCAGUGGGAAGACGAAAGAGUUCCUGUUUUCUCCCAAUGACUCGGCCGCAGACAUUGCCAAACACGUCUACGAUAACUGGCCAAUGGACUGGGAGGAGGAACAGGUCAGCAGUCCUAACAUCCUGAGGCUCAUCUACCAGGGUCGCUUUCUACAUGGAAACGUCACGCUAGGAGCUCUCAAACUGCCUCUGGGGAAAACCACAGUGAUGCAUUUAGUUGCCAGAGAGACGUUGCCUGAGCCAAACUCCCAAGGUCAGAGGAACAGAGAGAAAACUGGGGAGAGUAACUGCUGUGUCAUCCUGUAAAUACCCACAUUCAUCCCUCCCACACCCACCUCCAUCCCUCCCUCACCCACCUCCAUCCCUCCCUCACCCACCUCCAUCCCUCCAUCACCCACCCAUCCACCUCCAUCCCUCCCUCACCCACCUCCAUCCCUCCCACCCACACCCACCUCCAU
This is a messenger RNA of Oncorhynchus keta (chum salmon), 1277 nucleotides long. It is a transcript of the gene ubl3a, whose product is annotated as ubiquitin-like 3a. The record is from RefSeq and is a predicted model, not a curated record. The transcript is spliced from 5 exons. NCBI's taxonomy places the organism in Eukaryota, Metazoa, Chordata, Actinopteri, Salmoniformes, Salmonidae. Gene Ontology annotation, molecular function: protein binding. The coding region runs from base 772 to 1125 and encodes 117 amino acids.